Messenger RNA from Acaromyces ingoldii, 1022 nucleotides. Its product is annotated as HpcH/HpaI aldolase. Gene Ontology annotation, molecular function: aldehyde-lyase activity. The transcript is spliced from 3 exons. Gene Ontology annotation, cellular component: cytoplasm. The coding region runs from base 162 to 1022 and encodes 286 amino acids. NCBI's taxonomy places the organism in Eukaryota, Fungi, Basidiomycota, Exobasidiomycetes, Exobasidiales, Cryptobasidiaceae. The record is from RefSeq and is a predicted model, not a curated record.
CUCGGUUUUUUUCGAUUGCCCGAUUAAUCCGCAAGGUAUUGCCGCCAGGCUCCUAGCAGGCACAGUCAUAGACGUGGGGGGAAUCCUUGCAUGCCGAAAGAGAGCCAGAGAUAUAAGCCGCCGCUCCUCAAUCGUAAUGAGAAACUUCAUAAAGCAGCAACAUGGCAACCGUCACAACAGCAGCCAUGACCUUAGCCACAGCACUGGACGAGAGCCUGACAAAGAUACUGGUCCCCAAUGUGGUGCGAGACAGACUGAGAGCGGACCGGGUCUUCUCGUCGCUCUCUGUCAGGCUCGUGAGAACAGUGGAGAUUGUCUCGAUUGCCAAGCUCGCCGGCUUCGAAACACUGCUUUUCGACCUCGAGCACUCGUCUCUGUCCCUCGAGACGACGGCGCAGCUGUCCCAGGCGGCGCUCCUGGCGGGCAUCUGCCCCCUGGUGCGGGUGCCGUACAACAGCUCCGAAUGGAUAUCGCGCGUGCUCGAUGCAGGUGCCCAAGGCGUGGUAGUUCCGCAUAUCAAGACGGUACAGGACGUCAAGAAUGCCGUCAACUGGUCGCGCUUCUAUCCGCGGGGCAGCCGCUCUGUUACUGCAGGUCUGCCACACUUUGCCUUCCGACAUGUGCCUCUGGCGGAAGCGAAUGAGGCCUGUAACGAGUCGACUAUUGUGAUACCCAUGAUCGAGACGCGCGAAGCGCUGGACAUUGUAGACGACAUUGCAGCCGUGCCUGGCAUCGAUGUGCUGCUCAUCGGCACAAACGAUCUCACGGUCGAGCUCGGCAUCCCGGGCCAGUACGACGAUCCCAAAAUUGAGGCCGCCUACAUGAAAGUCAUUGCUGCUGCCAGCAAGCACGGUGUUGCCGUGGGCGUGGGUGGCCUGCACUCGCGCAUGGAUCUGGUGGAGCGAUUCCUCGGUCUCGGUGCGCGCUAUGUCAUGGCGGGUACUGACCAGCCACUACUGCAGGCCGGCUGCGUGGCGAAUCACAAGAUUAUGGAAGCCAUCUGCGCACGCAUGGAGAAAUGA